AUGGACAACCAUUUGGGAGAGCAAGUUUCUGAAAUUCUUAGGGUUCAUGUGGAAUCCGCUGUCGUGGAUGAUGGAGGCGGCGGCUAUCAUGGCCAUCGUCCUCGUGAACGGAGGGACUUCUACAAUUGGAACAAGGUCAAGGUUCGCUACUGUGAUGGUUCAUCAUUUACGGGAGAUGUAAAGAGAGUAAAUCCUAAUAGAGGGUCAGGUGCAACAGUGCGGGUAUUCCAACAUAACAAUCCCUCUCACUUGGAAGAGGUGUUAAGAGAGCAGAUAGCUGAGGGACAGCCUCGAACGCAUAGACCCUGGAAGAAAAUCAUCGUUAUCGUUGAGGGCAUUUACAGCAUGGAAGGAGAGCUAUGCAAACUUCCUGAGAUCAUAGCUGUGUGCAAGAAAUAUAAGAAUAUGUGGAACUUGAUUAUUUACACAUACUUGGAUGAAGCCCACAGUAUUGGUGCAGUUGGAAAAUCAGGAAGAGGUGUUUGUGAGCUCCUAGGAGUGGAUCCUGCUGAUGUAGAUAUUAUGAUGGGAACAUUUACAAAAUCAUUUGGAUCUUGUGGAGGUUAUACUGCAGCAUCAAAGGAAAUCAUCCAAUAUCUGAAGUACACUUGCCCUGCACAUCUUUAUGCAACUUCCAUGUCACCACCUGCUGUGCAACAGGUUAUAUCUGCAAUUAAAAUUAUUCUUGGAGAAGAUGGGUCUAACAGAGGGGCCCAGAAACUUGCACGCAUUCGUGAGAAUAGCAAUUUCUUCAGAUCAGAACUUCAGAAAAUGGGUUUUGAGGUUCUUGGGGAUAAUGACUCACCAGUUAUGCCUAUAAUGCUUUACAACCCAGCAAAAAUCCCAGCCUUCUCUAGGGAGUGUCUCAGGCAGAAUGUAAGUAUGACAUCUUAUUUAAAUUCCCUAUUAUGUUUCAGGACACAAUUUCUAAAUGCACUGGCUGGAUUUGGGAGCUCUUCUUCUACAGGCAUGUUCAUAAAUUCUUGUUAUGCCCACUGCCAGUCAGAAAUGCAAGAGACAUGGCUAAGUUCUAAUUCUCCUGUGCUUGAGAAGAUUAUCGACGUUUUGCCUGAAUGA
This is a messenger RNA of Phoenix dactylifera (date palm), 1077 nucleotides long. Lineage: Eukaryota; Viridiplantae; Streptophyta; Magnoliopsida; Arecales; Arecaceae. The record is from RefSeq and is a predicted model, not a curated record.